UCCAGAUGGGAAUGUCCUGAAUGCUACUCAAGAACGGAUGCCGACAAAUGUCCUUGUUGUGGAGCACCCAAAGGAGGUGACAAAACGCCUGCAUCUAAUACUAAAUCGGUUCUACCUGCUUCAACCAUUCCUCUGGGUGGAGCAAAUGGUGCGGCAGCUCAACAGAAGUUUACGUUUGGUUUAAGCGCUGCGGCAGCAGCAAAAGAUACACCAUCUUCAGCCUCAGGUACUCCGAAGUCAACGUUGUUUGGAGCUUCCUUGGCUACGAAUGCUUCUGGGUCCACUCCUACCGCUGGAUUCACUUUUGGAUCCAAACCAUCCAUCUUUGGUGGUGCUACUACAAAAUCAGGUAUUAAUUUACCCAGCUCCUAA
Molecule: messenger RNA, 372 nt
Organism: Strongylus vulgaris
Lineage: Eukaryota; Metazoa; Nematoda; Chromadorea; Rhabditida; Strongylidae
Source: the annotation of a GenBank genome assembly